AUGGCCCCGGGGGAGCUGCUGACCUCCGGCCCCGCGCCCCCCGCGCAGGGCCGGGCCCCACUCUGGCUGCGCGCCCACGUGGGCGGCCUGCUCUUCAGCCUGGGCUGCGCGAUCCAGCGGCACUGUGGCAAAGUGCUCUUCGUGGGGCUGCUGGCCUUCGGGGCCCUUGCGCUGGGCCUGCGUGGGGCUGCCGUGGAGACAGAUCUGGAGCGCCUCUGGGUGGAAGUGGGCAGCCGAGUGAGCCAGGAGCUACGUUACACAAAGGAGAAGCUUGGGGAAGAGGCUGUGUAUACUUCCCAGACCCUGAUCCAGACUGCCCGUGGAGCCAGCCAGACUGUCCUCACACCUGAGGCUCUGGGACUGCACCUUCAGGCCGCCUUGGCAGCUAGCAAAGUCCAAGUUUCCCUCUAUGGAAAGUCCUGGGAUCUGAACAAAAUCUGCUACAAGGCAGGAGUCCCUGUCAUUGAGAAUGGGAUGAUUGAGCGGAUGAUUGAGAAGCUGUUUCCCUGUGUGAUCCUCACUCCACUGGACUGCUUUUGGGAGGGAGCCAAACUUCAAGGGGGUUCUGCGUAUCUACCGGGCCGACCUGAUAUUCAAUGGACCAACCUGGACCCUGAGCAACUUCUGGAAGAGUUAGGCCCUUUUGCCUCCCUUGAGGGCUUCCGGGAGCUCCUGGACAAGGCCCAGGUGGGCCAGGCCUAUGUCGGGCGGCCCUGCUUGCACCCUGAUGACCCCCACUGCCCAGCCAGUGCCCCUAAUCACCAUAGCAGGCAGGUCCCAGACAUUGCCCGGGAGCUGAGUGGGGGCUGCCACGGCUUCUCACGCAAGUUCAUGCACUGGCAGGAGGAGCUGCUGCUGGGCAGCCCGGUGAGGAGCCCUCAGGGCCGGCUGCUCAGUGCGGAAGCCCUACAGAGCACCUUCCUGCUCAUGAGCCCUCGGCAGCUCUAUGACCAUUACCGAGGAGACUAUGAGACCCAUGAUAUCAGCUGGAGUGAGGCCCAGGCAAGCGCUGUGCUCCAGGCCUGGCAGAGGCGCUUUGUGGAGCUGGCACAGCAAUCAGUGCCCCAGAAUGCAUCUCAGCAGAUCCAUGCCUUCUCUGCCACCACCCUGGAUGACCUCCUACGUUCCUUCUCUGACAUCAGCGCAGUCCGUGUAGCUGGUGGCUACCUUCUCAUGCUGGCCUACGCCUGUGUGACCAUGCUCCGUUGGGAUUGCUCCAAGUCCCAGGGGGCUGUUGGCCUGGCUGGAGUCCUGCUGGUUGCCCUGUCUGUGGCCUCUGGCCUUGGCCUCUGCUCACUGUUGGGUAUGACCUUCAAUGCUGCUACAACCCAGGUGCUUCCAUUCCUGGCCUUGGGCAUUGGGGUGGAUGACAUGUUUCUGCUGGCUCAUGCCUUCACUGAGGCACCAUCUGGCAUCCCGCUGCAGGAGCGAACGGGCGAGUGUCUGCAGCGCAUGGGCACCAGCGUAGCGCUCACCUCUGUCAACAACCUGGUCGCCUUCUUCAUGGCUGCCCUGGUCCCCAUCCCUGCCCUUCGUGCCUUCUCCCUACAGGCUGCAGUGGUGGUCAGCUGUAAUUUCACUGCCGUCCUGCUCAUCUUCCCAGCCAUCCUCAGCUUGGAUCUGCAUCGGCGGCAUCGGCAGCGGCUAGAUGUGCUCUGCUGCUUCUCCAGCCCCUGCUCUUCCCGGGUGAUUCAGAUCCAGCCCCAGGAGCUAGGGGAGGUCCAGAUGCCCAGAAGUGGGGCUCAUCUGACAGCUACAGUUCAGGCCUUUGCCCGCUGCGAUACUGCCGGCCAACACGUGGUCACCAUCCUGCCCCCCACGACACACCUGGCACCUCUCCCCACCGAGCCUCUGGGCUCCCAACUCUUUGGCCCCAUGGGUUCAACAAGAGACUUGCUGGGCCAGGUGGCUGGGACAGGACGGGGGCAGGUGUGCCGGCCGCUGCCCUGUGCCCGCUGGAAUCUGUCUCGAUUUGCGCGAUGUCAGUACGCACCCCUGCUGCUGCAGCCACGAACCAAGGGCCUGGUUCUGGUACUGUUCGGGGCCCUACUGGGACUGAGCCUGUAUGGAGCCACCUGGGUGCAGGAUGGGCUGACCCUGACAGAUGUUGUGCCCCGGGGCACCAAGGAGUAUGACUUCCUAGCUGCCCAGAUCAAGUACUUCUCCCUGUACGAGGUGGCCCUUGUGACCCAGGGUGGUUUUGACUAUGCCCACUCCCAGCGGGCCUUGCUGGACCUGCACAGCCGCUUCAGUGCCCUCAAGUCCGUGCUGGCACCACAGCCUCCUCGAAGUUGGCUGCAUCGCUACAGCGCCUGGCUCCAGGGAAUCCAGACUGCUUUUGACGAGGACUGGGCAGCUGGUCGCAUCACACGUCACUCAUGCCGCAACGGUUCUGAGGAUGGUGCCCUGGCCUACAGGCUGCUUAUCCAGACGGGAGAUGCCAAGGAGCCUUUGGACUAUGGCCAGCUGGACAAGCGGAAGCUCGUGGAUGCAGACGGCCUCAUCCUGCCUGAACUCUUCUACGUUGGGCUGACUGUAUGGGUGAGCAGAGACCCCUUGGGCCUGGCUGCCUCCCAAGCCAACUUCUAUCCUCCUCCCCCCGAAUGGCUUCACGACAAAUAUGACAGCACAGGAGAGAGUUUGCACAUCCCUGCAGCCCCGCCCCUGGAGUUUGCCCAAUUCCCCUUCCUGCUGAGUGGACUCCGACAGACGGAGGACUUUGUAGAGGCCAUCGAGGGGGCCCGGGCCGCCUGUGAAGAGGCGAGCCAGUCUGGGAUCCGAGCCUACCCCAGUGGCUCCCCCUUCCUCUUCUGGGAACAGUACCUAGGCCUUCGUCGCUGCUUCCUGCUGGCCGUCUGUGUGCUGCUGGCCUGCACCUUCGUGGUCUGUGCCUUGCUGCUGCUCAGCCCCUGGACAGCUGGCCUCAUUGUGCUGGUGCUGGCCAUGAUGACUGUGGAAUUAUUUGGUAUCAUGGGUUUCCUGGGCAUCAAACUAAGUGCCAUCCCUGUGGUAAUUCUCGUGGCUUCUGUGGGCAUUGGCGUUGAGUUCACGGCUCAUGUGGCUCUGGGCUUUCUGACAGCCACAGGCAGCCGGGAUGUGCGUUCGGCCCAGGCCUUAGAGCACAUGUUUGCGCCGGUGAUGGAUGGGGCCGUAUCCACGCUGCUGGGCCUGCUCAUGCUGGCCGGUUCAGACUUUGACUUUAUUGUAAGGUACUUCUUUGUGGUGCUGACGGUUCUGACAGGCCUGGGUCUACUUCACGGGCUUGUUCUGCUUCCUGUGCUGCUGUCCAUUCUGGGACCUCCACCCCAGGUAUCUCUGUCAGAUGGAGGCAGCCACCUGUCCCGCCCUGAUCCAGUAUCACUGCCCCUCAGUUCUCCUCACUUCUUCCUGGGCCCAAGCCCAGCCUUCAGGGGUCCUGAGACAGGAGCAGGGGAUGCCCCCAGCACCUUCAUCCUGCCCCCAGCCCACUCCCGUAUCUUGGUGGAGGCCAGCAAGGACCCCAGCUUCCCAACCAUCACGGUGGUACAGACGUACAAGGACAGCCCUCCUGGCCCUGGCCUCCCCUCCCUCACAGCCACAGCAGGAAGUGAGGCCUGCUGGGGGCCACAUGCAAGCCCGGGCACCUUUACCACUCUGACAGCCUCAGUCACUGUGGCCCUGCACCCACCGCCACUGCCAGGCAGCUAUGUCCAGGAGGUCUCGGAGGAACCCAGGCACCCUAUGGCCACAGAGCCCAAGGGACCUGGCCCCCGCUGCUAGGGUGGACCUGGUAGCAUCUAUGCAAAGCAGCUUCGAUGCUGUAGUAUCACCUGCCUCCAAGGGAGGAGUGUGUGUGUGUGUGUCUGUGUGUGUGUGUGUGUGUGUGAGUGUGUAUGCCCA
Trichosurus vulpecula (common brushtail) is the source of this 3879-nucleotide messenger RNA. It is a transcript of the gene PTCH2, whose product is annotated as patched 2. Lineage: Eukaryota; Metazoa; Chordata; Mammalia; Diprotodontia; Phalangeridae. Gene Ontology annotation, molecular function: smoothened binding; hedgehog family protein binding; hedgehog receptor activity. The transcript has 23 exons. Gene Ontology annotation, cellular component: plasma membrane. The record is from RefSeq and is a predicted model, not a curated record. Gene Ontology annotation, biological process: smoothened signaling pathway. Bases 1 to 3759 code for a protein of 1252 amino acids.